Messenger RNA from Engraulis encrasicolus (European anchovy), 3743 nucleotides. It is a transcript of the gene paqr3b, whose product is annotated as progestin and adipoQ receptor family member IIIb. Bases 319 to 1260 code for a protein of 313 amino acids. The transcript is spliced from 7 exons. Gene Ontology annotation, cellular component: membrane. The record is from RefSeq and is a predicted model, not a curated record. Gene Ontology annotation, molecular function: signaling receptor activity. NCBI's taxonomy places the organism in Eukaryota, Metazoa, Chordata, Actinopteri, Clupeiformes, Engraulidae.
AAAGUAGGCCACUGCAUUCUAUGCAGGCAGUCCUUCACUCCACUUCAGAAGGGCCUUUCUGAUACUCGGCGCAGGUCUAUUGUGCAACCUGUUUAUUUAUUUAUCACAGGCAACUGUCCGCAAACGAGCUAGCGAUGCCGCAGUGAAACAAGAUCGAUACUUGAUUUUACACACAUGGAUGAUGUUGUAAUGCAGGACUUAAAAUGAUUUUCUCGUAACGUUUAAGCAUAGGCCACGGGGCCUUUGUUUGAUAGCCAUUCCAUUCAUCGGCUGCAGUUCAAUCUUCGAUCAGUUGCACCUGCCAUUGCAAUCCUCAAAAUGCCUAAUAAACCACUGAAAACAACCCACUACAUUGAGCUUGGUAGGGGGAGCUACCAGUAUUGGCCCGUUCUCAUUCCGAGGGGCAUUCGCCUGUACUCAUACGAACAAGUGCCGAUGUUUCUGAAAGAGAACCCAUUUAUCACGGAUGGGUACAGAGCACACCUGCCGUCGAAGCUCUGUUUGCGGAGUAUCUUCAUCCUCUCCAACGAAACUGUGAAUAUCUGGAGUCACCUGCUCGGCUUCGUCUUGUUCUUCUUGCUGGGGGUGAAUGACUUGUCAACGGUGCUACCCGCAGCAGGAGCUUCAAGGGAAGACUAUGUCAUUUACUCAAUUGGGCUCUUCUGCUUUCAGGUGUGCAUGCUGUGCUCCGUGGGCUACCACCUGUUCUGCUGUCACCGCUCUGAGAAGACGAGUCGCCGCUGGCUGGCGCUGGACUAUGCAGGCAUUUCCAUUGGCAUCCUGGGAUGCUACGUGCCAGGAGUGUUUUACGCCUUCUACUGCAACAGUCUGUGGCGUCAGGUGUACCUGGUGAUUGUGUUGGCCCUGAUCCUGGCGGUGUUCGCUGCCCAGGUGCACCCUCGCUACAUGAGUCCGGACUGGAAGCUGCUGCGCUCCGCCCUCUUCUGCUCCGUGGCCGCCUUCGGGGUGCUGCCGGCCUGCCACUGGGUCUGGCUCAGUGACGGCUUCAGCAACGAGAUAGUACAGGCAUUCUUUCCCCGGGUGAUGAUUAUGUAUGUGAUUGCUGCUUCUGCAUUCAUGUUCUACAUCACCAAAAUUCCAGAGCGUUAUUUCCCAGGUCAUGUGAACUACCUGGGUGCCAGUCACCAGCUGUGGCACGUGCUGGUGGUGUUCAUGUUCUACUGGUGGCACCAGACCGCUGUCUACAUCAUGAACUACCGUAAAAGAACACCGUGCCCACAGUUCACCGCCAGUGGUUGAAGAAGCUCUUACCUUAGAGACAAGAAGGCUCCCGCACACAGGCCACAUUUGCAGCAUGUAAUAGCAACGUUUCGGGUUCCCUUCCAAAACACCUGGCCAAAGGAGGUGUGCAGGAAUUCUACACAAAAAAAUUGUUCGCUCAGACCAGAGAGACCCCUACGUAGCCAAUCCCAAUUUAACCCCUGGGUGGGGGUAUUCUGAAUACAUGGUUUACUGCCUGACAAGUAGAAUUAAAUCGAGCAUUAGCUCAGCAAAGUCAAAAAUAUACGAAUGCAUGAGCUAUACGGCUUUGUUUACGAACACACCAAAGCAAUAAGACUGAGCGCCCUAUGUCAGGACCUUCACCAUCAGGACUUGGCUGGCACACAACCAGCCAGGGCUCAAACUACACGACUUGACAUCGGGUGGAGUAUUCCAAGAGCUCCAACUCAGUAGGAAACCAGGUUAAAGUAACCUUGAGGUAGUGAUAAAUCAUCUAAUAGAAGAGCCUGAAGAAUUCAUUUUCUUACCUAGAUGACUCGUGCAGGCUCUCUAUUAGCAGGUUUCCACUGUCUGCAGGUUAACUUAAGCCAGCUUUGUCACUUAUCCAUGUUCUUGGAAUACUGCGUGCCCAGGUUGUGCUGUACACAUGUAUAGAAACGCAACCGACAAUCUUUUCUCCAAUCUUGUUGCAAACGUGCAUACACUGUUCAACAAUCCAUUACGUCAAUAUCGUAACAUGUUUUCAUAUCUACAAUUUCUGAUCAGCCAAUCAGGUGAAAUUGGGAUGUCAUCCAAGACAAAGGAAAAUUUGUCUGAUAAUCGCUUGUGGUGCUCCUGGGGAGAGUAACGCCCUACCGUUUGUCGUAAAACGUGGGCGGGUUCAGCCAAGAAUGGGGCUGAUAGUCGUGUAGUUUGGGCCCAGCUUUAAACAUGCACUCUGGAAUACCCCCAGCUCCCCAGUCCAUCCUCCCCUGGACACAGGAUCCUGUCUGUACAUAUACUGUACGUACCUCCCCCAUGUGUCAACGAGAGCCAAUGGAGCCUGUGCAAGGACCGACUGUCUGUCUGUCACCAACAGUGUUCUUAUCGUUUGCUAAAGACCUGUUUGUAUCUUGCAACAAAAAAAGCGCACAAUGAUUUCCUUCUGUAUCAAAUGUGGUGAGAGAGUGGAAAGUAGAGGAUGUUGAUGUACACAUCCCUGCAUAGGCAGGAUCACCGGAGGCGUGGGAGCCAAAUACCACUGUGGAUGCUGAGCACCAGCGCCCAAAUGCUGCUCGAAAAUGGAGCAUAAAGAACAAAAGGGAAACCCCAUGACACACACUCUGAGCAAAGACAACAAUUACACACAGACUCUGAGCAAAGACAGCAAUUACACACACACUCUGAGCAAAGACAACAAUUACAUACACACUCUGAGCAAAGACAACAAUUACAUACACACUCUGAGCAAAGACAACAAAUGCACACACACUCUGAGCAAAGACAACAAAUGCACACACACUGAGCAAAGUCAAACACAGACACACACCACACACACACACGUAUCCUUAGUCUCUCUGUCACUCUUUCUCUCUCUCACACACACUCAUGUACACAAGUUAAUCUAGAAUAUAUCUCCUCUAUGCUGACUAGAACAAAAAAGACUACAAGCCGAGUGCACAGUACUCUGAAAAGCACUGGUUAAAGCCAAGCCAGUAGGCGUAAGAGACACAUAUGAACACAUAUGGACUUUAAAAUACAGGUUUCCUUUUCCUCUUCCUCUAUGUAUGCAUGCAUGUAUUGCCUGAACGGCCUCUGGUUUGCUGUGAAAAUGAAAUGCUACCGACUGCCAACCUUGUGUUGUGCACUGCAUCUCCUCAUUAUGCACUUACUAACUAUGCUGCCUUGUCUAAAGAAAUAUUUUAUUUUCUUUCAUUGCUUCUUUAUUUUUUUAGAGGUCUCCUCUAUUUUGUUUUUAGACUCCGAGAGUGCUACUCGGAGCCUUUCUUUCUGUUCUGUAAUGCAAGUCACAGUGCUGUUUUGUUCCAUUUUUGUGCUUGUUUUGUUCAAAAAAGAAAAGCAUGUACUGUACACACACUUCAUUGCCAUAUGUAUCAAAGGGUCAGUAGAGCCACUGGAGCAAUGUUACGAUGUCAGUCAUAUCGUAUAUGGGACUAAAGGGACAAAGGGACAGUAUUGGGGAAAUGUCCCAGGUCAGUGAUAUGCUAAAAUGACCUGUGAUUCCUCCGUUUGCUGAAGGUGUAUCAAGGGACAAGGGCUCAGUUACCUCUUCUGUUGCACUGGUGUGACAGUGUUACUUCACUGUAGUUCUUUUUUCUUCUCUGCACCAAUAUCUGUUUCUCUUCUGAAAGCCGCCACGUUUUUACUUGACAACAAUCAUUGUGGCCGGUCUCUUCUCUUUGCCAUUUUUCUCUUUUUUUGUUGAUUUGGGUAUUAGUGAAAUGCAUUUGGAAUGGCCAGUCUAUCUAUGAAUGUUGACAAUAAAUGACACUUUCUUUCCA